AUGGCCAGUGAAGGUAAUGUUUCAACCAUCGCUGGAGUAGGAACCAGCGAAAAAGAAUCAUCGAAAGAUGAACAGAUUCAAAUGCUGAAAGAGAUGAAUGCAAAAUUGUUAGCCUUACUAGAAGCUCAAGGAGCUGGUAAGGGUGAUGAGGAAGAAAUUUUUUAUAAAAGAUUAGCUUCUCAUAAACCUCGUUCUUAUGAUGGGGAGGCGGACCCUGUUAAGUUUGAGGAUUGGGUGAACCAUAUGAAUAAAGUGCUGGAAGUUGUGAGUUGUCCAGAACACUUAAAGGUCAACAUGGCCUCCUUUUAUUUAGAAGGACCUGCUGACAUUUGGUGGAACAUCACUAAAGGAAUUUCCAAGCAGUCUGACUUCAGCUGGGAAAAGUUUACGGAAAAAUUGAAACAUAAAUUCUUUCCUUCGGCUUUGCGAAGGAUGAAGGAGAAUGAGAUCCUAUUUCUAAGACAAGCUAAAAUGUCCAUGUUGGAAUAUGCGACAAAAUUCAUAGAAUUAUCGCGGUUUGCCCCAGAUUUUGUGGUAAAUGAAAGAAUUAAGUCCAUGCGAUUCUUUGAAGGGUUGAAUUCAAAAUAUCAGAAGCGGGUAGGGCCAUAUUCAACCUUCGAAGAAUUAUAUGAUCAGGCCUUGGAGCAGGAGCGGAUUGAGAUGAAGGAUGAAGAAUUCCGCAAGAGGAAAAAUGGGGGAAAGAGUAAAACAGAGAAUGUAAAAAGAGUCAAAAAAGAAGAGGGAGCUGGGGUAACUUUUAAACCUCAAGGGAGAGGUGAAAAGAUAAACAAGUCAGAAUGGAAGUGCAGGUUUUGUGGAAGAAAUCAUUACGGAAAAAUUACGCUGGUAGUUGAUUUGCUUUAA
Beta vulgaris subsp. vulgaris (sugar beet) is the source of this 864-nucleotide messenger RNA. RefSeq lists its product as uncharacterized. The record is from RefSeq and is a predicted model, not a curated record. The transcript has a single exon. The coding region runs from base 1 to 864 and encodes 287 amino acids. NCBI's taxonomy places the organism in Eukaryota, Viridiplantae, Streptophyta, Magnoliopsida, Caryophyllales, Amaranthaceae.